Molecule: messenger RNA, 13490 nt
Organism: Talpa occidentalis (Iberian mole)
Lineage: Eukaryota; Metazoa; Chordata; Mammalia; Eulipotyphla; Talpidae
Gene: CACNA1D
Product: calcium voltage-gated channel subunit alpha1 D
Exons: 49
Coding region: 38-6712 (2224 amino acids)
Biological process (GO): calcium ion import across plasma membrane
Cellular component (GO): voltage-gated calcium channel complex; membrane
Molecular function (GO): high voltage-gated calcium channel activity
Source: RefSeq, a predicted model, not a curated record
UUAAAACUUUCCAUUUGGCAGCUGCAUUUUCAACACUAUGGAAAUGAAUCUCCCUACCUUUUCUAGCGAUCUAAUUUUAAUUAAAAAUGUUCUGUAUCAAAGGACUGAUGCCAGAUAUAAAGGAAAAGUUGUAAGUGAAUCAGAGACGACAGGGUACUUCUCACAGGCUUUUGGAGAGGCAAACUAUGCAAGAGGCACCAGACUCCCUCUUUCUUGUGAAGGACCAACUUCUCAGCCGAAUAGCUCCAAGCAAACUGUCCUGUCUUGGCAAGCUGCAAUCGAUGCCGCUAGACAGGCCAAGGCUGCCCAAACUAUGAGCACCUCCGCACCGCCACCUGUAGGAUCUCUCUCCCAAAGAAAACGUCAGCAAUACGCCAAGAGCAAAAAACAGGGUAACUCGUCCAACAGCCGACCUGCCCGCGCCCUUUUCUGUUUAUCACUCAAUAACCCCAUCCGAAGAGCCUGCAUUAGUAUAGUGGAAUGGAAACCAUUUGACAUAUUUAUAUUAUUGGCUAUUUUUGCCAAUUGUGUGGCCUUAGCUAUUUACAUCCCAUUCCCUGAAGAUGAUUCUAAUUCAACAAAUCAUAACUUGGAAAAAGUAGAAUAUGCCUUCCUGAUUAUUUUUACAGUCGAGACAUUUUUGAAGAUUAUAGCAUAUGGAUUAUUGCUACAUCCUAAUGCUUAUGUUAGGAAUGGAUGGAAUUUACUGGAUUUUGUUAUAGUAAUAGUAGGAUUGUUUAGUGUAAUUUUGGAACAAUUAACCAAAGAAACAGAAGGCGGUAACCACUCUGGUGGCAAAUCAGGAGGCUUUGAUGUCAAAGCCCUCCGCGCCUUUCGAGUGUUACGACCACUUCGACUAGUGUCAGGAGUGCCCAGUUUACAAGUUGUCCUGAACUCCAUUAUAAAAGCCAUGGUUCCCCUCCUUCACAUAGCCCUUUUGGUAUUAUUUGUAAUCAUAAUCUAUGCUAUUAUAGGAUUGGAACUUUUUAUUGGAAAAAUGCACAAAACAUGUUUUUUUGCCAACUCAGAUCUUGUAGCUGAAGAGGACCCAGCGCCGUGUGCGUUCUCAGGGAAUGGACGCCAGUGUACCGCCAAUGGCACAGAGUGUAGGAGUGGCUGGGUUGGCCCAAAUGGAGGCAUCACCAACUUUGAUAACUUUGCCUUUGCCAUGCUCACCGUAUUUCAGUGCAUCACCAUGGAGGGCUGGACAGAUGUGCUCUACUGGAUGAAUGAUGCUAUGGGAUUUGAAUUGCCCUGGGUGUAUUUUGUCAGUCUCGUCAUCUUUGGGUCAUUUUUCGUACUAAAUCUUGUACUUGGUGUAUUGAGCGGAGAAUUCUCAAAAGAAAGAGAGAAGGCUAAAGCGCGGGGAGAUUUCCAGAAGCUCCGGGAGAAGCAGCAGCUCGAAGAGGAUCUAAAGGGCUACUUGGAUUGGAUUACUCAAGCAGAAGAUAUCGAUCCUGAGAAUGAGGAAGAAGGUGGAGAGGAAAGCAAACGAAAUACCAGCAUGCCCACCAGUGAGACUGAGUCUGUGAACACCGAGAACGUAAGUGGUGAAGGCGAGAACCAAGGCUGCUGUGGAAAUCUCUGGUGCUGGUGGAAAAGAAGAGGCACCUCCAAGGCUGGGCCCUCUGGGUGUCGGCGGUGGGGUCAAGCCAUCUCAAAAUCCAAACUCAGCCGACGCUGGCGUCGCUGGAACCGCUUCAAUCGCAGACGAUGUAGGGCUGCCGUGAAGUCUGUCACGUUUUACUGGCUAGUUAUUGUCCUGGUGUUUCUCAACACCUUAACCAUCUCCUCUGAGCACUACAACCAGCCUGACUGGUUGACACAGAUUCAAGAUAUUGCUAACAAAGUCCUCUUGGCUUUGUUCACCUGCGAGAUGCUGGUGAAAAUGUACAGCUUGGGUCUUCAGGCAUAUUUCGUUUCUCUCUUUAAUCGGUUUGAUUGCUUCGUGGUAUGUGGUGGAAUUACCGAAACCAUUUUGGUGGAACUGGAAAUCAUGUCUCCUCUGGGGAUCUCUGUGUUCCGGUGUGUGCGCCUCUUAAGAAUUUUCAAAGUGACCAGGCACUGGACUUCCCUGAGCAACUUGGUGGCAUCCUUGUUAAAUUCCAUGAAGUCCAUCGCUUCUCUGUUGCUUCUGCUUUUUCUCUUCAUCAUCAUCUUUUCCUUGCUCGGGAUGCAGCUAUUUGGCGGCAAGUUUAAUUUUGAUGAAACACAAACCAAACGGAGCACCUUUGACAAUUUCCCCCAAGCACUCCUAACAGUAUUUCAGAUCCUGACAGGUGAAGACUGGAAUGCUGUGAUGUACGAUGGCAUUAUGGCUUAUGGGGGACCGUCGUCUUCAGGAAUGAUUGUCUGCAUAUACUUCAUCAUUCUCUUCAUUUGUGGUAACUAUAUUCUACUGAAUGUCUUCUUGGCCAUCGCUGUAGACAAUUUGGCUGAUGCUGAAAGUUUGAAUACUGCUCAGAAAGAGGAAGCUGAAGAAAAGGAAAGGAAAAAGAUUGCCAGAAAAGAAAGCCUGGAAAAUAAAAAGAAUAACAAACCAGAAGUUAAUCAGAUAGCCAACAGUGAUAACAAGGUUACGAUCGAUGACUACCGAGAAGAGGAUGAGGACAAGGACCCCUACCCGCCUUGUGAUGUGCCAGUAGGUGAAGAGGAAGAGGAGGAGGAGGAGGAUGAACCCGAGGUCCCCGCUGGUCCCCGUCCUCGAAGAAUCUCUGAGUUGAACAUGAAGGAGAAGAUCGCCCCCAUCCCUGAAGGGAGUGCUUUCUUCAUUCUCAGCAAGACCAAUCCGAUCCGCGUGGGAUGCCACAAACUCAUCAACCACCACAUCUUCACUAACCUCAUCCUCGUCUUCAUCAUGCUGAGCAGCGCCGCCCUCGCCGCUGAGGACCCCAUCCGCAGCCAUUCCUUCCGGAACACUAUACUGGGUUACUUUGACUAUGCUUUCACAGCCAUCUUUACUGUUGAAAUCCUGUUAAAGAUGACGACGUUCGGAGCCUUCCUCCACAAAGGGGCUUUCUGCAGGAACUACUUCAAUUUGCUGGACAUGCUGGUUGUUGGGGUGUCUCUUGUGUCUUUUGGGAUCCAAUCCAGUGCCAUCUCUGUUGUGAAGAUUCUGAGGGUCCUAAGGGUCCUGAGGCCGCUUAGGGCAAUCAACAGAGCCAAAGGACUUAAGCACGUUGUCCAGUGUGUCUUUGUGGCCAUCCGGACAAUCGGCAACAUUAUGAUCGUCACCACCCUCCUCCAGUUCAUGUUCGCCUGCAUUGGGGUCCAGCUGUUCAAGGGAAAGUUCUAUCGCUGCACAGAUGAAGCCAAAAGUAACCCUGAGGAAUGCAGGGGGCUUUUUAUCCUGUACAAGGAUGGGGAUGUUGAUAACCCUGUGGUCCGGGAGAGGAUCUGGCAGAACAGUGAUUUCAACUUUGACAAUGUCCUUUCGGCUAUGAUGGCACUGUUCACGGUCUCCACAUUUGAGGGCUGGCCUGAGUUGCUAUAUAAAGCCAUCGACUCGAAUGGGGAGAACGUUGGCCCCAUCUACAACUACCGCGUGGAGAUCUCCAUCUUCUUCAUCAUCUACAUCAUCAUCGUCGCAUUCUUCAUGAUGAACAUCUUUGUGGGCUUCGUCAUCGUCACAUUUCAGGAGCAGGGAGAGAAAGAGUAUAAGAACUGUGAGCUGGACAAAAAUCAGCGUCAGUGUGUUGAAUACGCCUUGAAAGCACGUCCCUUGCGGAGAUACAUCCCCAAAAACCCCUACCAGUACAAGUUCUGGUACGUGGUGAACUCCUCGCCUUUCGAAUACAUGAUGUUUGUCCUCAUCAUGCUCAACACACUCUGCUUGGCCAUGCAGCACUAUGAGCAGUCCAAGAUGUUUAAUGAUGCCAUGGACAUUCUGAACAUGGUCUUCACUGGGGUGUUCACUGUCGAGAUGGUCUUGAAGGUCAUUGCUUUUAAACCUAAGGGGUAUUUUAGCGACGCCUGGAACACAUUUGACUCCCUCAUCGUAAUCGGCAGCAUUAUAGACGUGGCUCUCAGCGAAGCAGACCACUAUUUCACUGAUGCAUGGAACACUUUUGAUGCCUUAAUUGUUGUUGGUAGCGUCGUUGAUAUUGCUAUAACUGAAGUGAAUCCAACUGAAAGUGAGAAUGUCCCUGUCCCAACUGCUACACCUGGGAACUCUGAAGAAAGCAAUAGAAUCUCCAUCACCUUUUUCCGUCUUUUCCGAGUGAUGCGAUUGGUGAAGCUACUCAGCAGGGGGGAAGGCAUCCGGACACUGCUGUGGACUUUCAUUAAGUCCUUUCAGGCGCUCCCAUACGUCGCCCUUCUCAUAGCCAUGCUGUUCUUCAUCUACGCGGUCAUUGGCAUGCAGAUGUUUGGAAAAGUUGCCAUGAGAGAUAACAACCAGAUCAACAGAAACAACAAUUUCCAGACAUUUCCCCAGGCGGUGCUGCUGCUCUUCAGGUGUGCAACCGGUGAGGCCUGGCAGGAGAUCAUGCUAGCCUGCCUCCCUGGGAAACUGUGUGAUCCCGAGUCAGAUUACAGCCCUGGGGAGGAGUACACAUGUGGGAGCAACUUCGCCAUUGUCUACUUCAUCAGUUUUUACAUGCUCUGCGCGUUUCUGAUCAUCAACCUGUUUGUGGCUGUCAUCAUGGACAAUUUUGAUUAUUUGACUCGGGACUGGUCUAUUCUGGGGCCUCAUCAUUUAGAUGAAUUCAAAAGAAUCUGGUCUGAAUAUGACCCCGAAGCAAAGGGAAGGAUCAAACACCUCGAUGUGGUCACUCUGCUCCGCCGUAUUCAGCCUCCCCUGGGGUUUGGGAAAUUAUGCCCGCACAGGGUUGCCUGCAAGAGACUAGUGGCCAUGAACAUGCCUCUCAACAGUGACGGGACAGUCAUGUUUAAUGCAACCCUCUUUGCUUUGGUUCGAACGGCUCUCAAAAUCAAGACCGAAGGAAACCUGGAACAAGCUAAUGAAGAACUCCGAGCUGUGAUAAAGAAAAUCUGGAAGAAAACCAGCAUGAAACUGCUUGACCAAGUUGUCCCUCCAGCUGGUGAUGAUGAGGUAACCGUGGGGAAGUUCUAUGCCACUUUCCUGAUACAGGACUACUUUAGGAAAUUCAAGAAACGAAAAGAACAAGGACUGGUGGGAAAGCACCCUACGAAGAACACCACGAUCGCUCUCCAGGCGGGGUUAAGGACACUGCACGACAUUGGGCCAGAAAUCCGGCGGGCUAUAUCAUGUGAUUUGCAAGAUGACGAGCCUGAGGACACAAAACGAGAAGAAGAAGAAGAUGUGUUCAAAAGAAAUGGUGCCCUGCUUGGAAACCAUGUCAAUCAUGUUAAUAGUGAUAGGAGAGAUUCCCUUCAGCAGACCAAUACCACCCACCGUCCCCUGCAUGUCCAAAGGCCUUCAAUUCCACCUGCAAGUGAUAUUGAGCAACCGCUGUUUCCUCCAGCAGGAAAUUCGGUGUGUCAUAACCAUCAUAACCAUAAUUCCAUAGGAAAGCAAGUUCCCAGCUCAACAAAUGCCAAUCUCAAUAAUGCCAAUAUGUCCAAAGCUGCCCCUGGAAAGCGGCCCAGCAUUGGGAACCUUGAGCAUGUGUCUGAAAAUGGGCAUCAUUCCUCCCACAAGCAUGACCGUGAACCUCAAAGAAGGUCCAGUAUUAAAAGGUCCGACUCAGGAGAUGAGCAGUUCCCAACCAUUUGCCGGGAAGAUCCGGAGAUACAUGGCUACUUCAGGGACCCCCGCUGCUUGGGGGAGCAGGAAUAUUUCAGCAGUGAGGAGGGCUACGAGGAUGACAGCUCGCCCACUGGGAGCAGGCGAAACUAUGGCUACUACAACCGAUACCCAGGCAGCACCUUGGACUUUGAGCGGCCCCGGGGCUACCACCACCCCCAAGGCUUCCUGGAGGAUGACGACUCGCCCGUUUGCUAUGAUUCCCGGAGGUCUCCAAGGAGACGCCUUCUACCUCCCACCCCAACAUCCCACCGGAGAUCCUCCUUCAACUUCGAGUGCCUGCGCCGGCAGAGCAGCCAGGAGGAGGUGCCCCCGUCCCCGGCCUUCCCCCACCGCACGGCCCUGCCUCUGCACCUGAUGCAGCAACAGAUCAUGGCAGUUGCAGGCCUGGAUUCAAGUAAAGCCCAGAAGUACUCACCGAGCCACUCCACCCGAUCGUGGGCCACCCCUCCAGCGACGCCCCCAUACCGGGACUGGACACCGUGCUACACGCCCCUGAUCCAGGUUGAGCGGUCCGAGGCCCUGGACCAGGUCAACGGCAGCCUGCCAUCCCUGCACCGCAGCUCCUGGUACACGGAUGAGCCUGGCAUCUCCUAUCGGACUUUCACACCAGCCAGCCUGACCGUCCCCAGCAGCUUCCGAAACAAAAACAGCGACAAGCAGAGGAGCGCAGACAGCCUGGUGGAGGCCGUCCUGAUCUCUGAAGGCCUAGGCCGGUACGCAAGGGACCCAAAAUUUGUGUCAGCGACAAAAUAUGAAAUCGCCGAUGCCUGUGACCUCACCAUUGAUGAGAUGGAGAGCGCGGCCAGCAGCCUGCUGAAUGGGAACAUGCGAGGCCGGGCCAACGGAGACCUGGGCCCCCUCGCUCACCGGCAGGACUAUGAGCUGCAGGACUUCGGGCCCGGCUACAGCGACGAAGAGCCAGACCCUGGGAGAGAGGAGGAGGACCUGGCGGAUGAAAUGAUAUGCAUCACCACCCUGUAGCCCGGGGGCGGGCAGGGGGCCAGGGAAAAAGUGCCUCGUAGUUAGGAAAGUUUCGGCACUAGUGUGGAGUCCACAUUCAAGCAGACUUUUGUACAGGUGAUGUCACGCCUCCAGGAAGCCAUAAACCUGGUAGGGAGCGGCCCUGCACCUCGUGCUCGGCCCCAGCUGCGGGAAACAGUAGCCCAGCCCUCGGGGAGAGGACCAGCGAGGAAGUGGGGCAGGCCCUGCCUGCUUGCCCAGCGUGCACCGGGGCACCUCCCCACACCCGCCCGCCCGCAGGCACGGUGGGAAAAGGUUCAAGGUGAUGACGAUCACCAUACCUGUCAUUACCUCAGCCAUCGGUCUAGCAUAUCAGACAUUCACUGGGCCCAGCAUAUCCAUUUUUAACCCUCCCCCCAAUACACUGCUUCCUGGUUCCUGUUUAGCUGUUCUGCAGGACAGUGCGUCAGUCAGAACCCACCUACCAGCCGUCAUCCUGAGAGGGGAGCAGGACCUUAUACAUGAGGUGUUCUGCUCUUGACGCCAGUUUACACCAGAGAGCAUCACUCAGAGGGUCGGUUUCUGACUGUCAGGCUAAGGGCAACUAAGGGUAAACUGGAAUAAUAAUGCACUCGCAACCAGGUAAACUUAGAUACGCUAGUUUGUUUAAAAAUUAUAGAUUUACUGUACAUGACUUGUAAUAUACUAUAAUUUGUAUUUGUAAAGAGAUGGUCUAUAUUUUGUAAUUAUUGUACCGUAUUUGAAAUGCAGCAAUAUCCAUGGGUCCUAAUAAUUGUAGUUCCCCACUGAAAUCUAGAAAUUAGCAUUUUUACUCAGACCACACAGAAGUAGAAGAAAUAGAGCCAAUUCUCAUUUAUUCAGUGAAAAUCUUUUGGGGGCAAAAUUUUGAGUUCAAAAGAACUUGACACUAUGGAGAUUUUUCUAAAAUAUUUUGAGUCACUUUACAUGAGACAUGCCGGACGACUCUUCAGCCUUGUCUUUGGGCAAGAGUUCUGAUUUGAUAGUGUACCCUUCAGUCCACCAUGGGUUGCAAGCGUCUGUCUUGUUUUGUUUUACCUUACCCUCUGCUACGUUCAGAACAGAGUAGGUCAGGCUGGUGACUCUGACCCUGUGGAUUCACAGCUUUGGUUUUCUCAGCUGCCUCCUGCUCCCCGGGGUCAGCUUUGCAUCCCUGGUACAGAAAUCCUGUUCCCCUGCUCUGGCCCCCUGGGGACUGGUGAUGCUGCUUAAGAAGUAAGGAGUGUGGGGCAGAGGGCGCACAGUGAUCAUCUACAGGGUUAGAAUGUUAGGGUCUGUACAAAUUGUAUUGUUGCCUUUUUACAAAACAUUGCUGUACUGUGUGUUCUCUUUGAGGGCUUUUAUAUGCAAUUGAAUGAGGGCUGAAGUUUUCACUGGAAUGCACUCACACUCCGACUGUACUUCCUGAUGAAAACCCACUUUUGGAUCAUUAGAACCAUCAAGGCUUCUUUUUCUGUUCACAGAACUAUGCCGACAUUGUCAAGUUACCUUGGCAGGGAUUCCCUGCAGUCAACAAACAGGUAGCAAAUUUUGGUUCAAAAAUUUUAAAUACAUAGACAACCUGUUAAUGUCUUUGUUUUUUUGUAAAUAACAACUUUGUUACAAAGACCUUACAAACCUCUUCUUAAGACAUUCUUAUUCCAGAUCCAGGCAAAAACACACAAAGGUUUGUAAAUGACUAUUUCCUGACAAAUGCUUUUUUAUUAAAAUGCAAAAUGAUCUUCAGAACAAACUGUGUAAUAAUUUCAUUGUAUCUGGGAGCUUCUCUUUGUGAAGAGCACCAGCGAGAGCUGCAGAAGAGGCCGGGAAGACGGUUGUCAAGAGAGGGUAGUGCUCCCCCUCAUGGCUCCUUCGACCCCUGAGGUAACUUACUGCCAGCUGCAGGGAGCACGGCUUCUCCUUACAGGGCUAGCGCCGUCACCUCCAUCACCUCCGACUCCGUGUCUCCGGUGGGUACUGGUCUCACUGACUUAUUAGCAGGGCAGAAUCGCCCUUCCUGGAUGCAGUUUUCUGGUGUAAGUGAUUUUUCCAGUCAGUAUCUACAAACUGGCUGCAUCACUCCCAAAAUCUGUCUUCUUUAAGCCUGGUUCAACCUCUGGUCUAACAUCGCAUUUAUUUUUUUGUAAGAAAAAUUUGAAGUUGUAGAGCAUGGUUUUCUUCUUUGUUUUAAGAAAGUUUGAAGAUUUAAACUUGUUCCCUUUUUGGUUCCCUGCCAGGCUCCUACAUAGAAGUACUUUUGUUGUGUGCUCAGCAACAGUACACAUGGUUUCUUUAACAUUGUUUUCAUAAUGUCACAAGAUAGAAGUGGCAGCUACAAUUUAACUGAAUCUGCGAUUUUUUGGUCUAGAAUGCGGGGCCCCUGCUAGUCCAGGAUGUGCGUCCCAGCUCUGUUCCGAGAUGUUUCCAAAUCAGCCCAAGGCAGGGAAGGGUGGUUUGUGACAGCCCCAGAAGCUUCUCAGUGGCUUUUCCCCACUUGAUAAACCCAAUUGCUGUGGUCCUAAGUUUGUGAAAGAAACCAUGGCAGUUUUAGUUCAUGUUUGUUGUUUUUUUUUUUUUUUUUUUUUUUUAACAGUCUUAAAUGUCUCUGCGAGUUGCCCACAUUCCUGAAGAGGUUAUCAUUAUGACGAGCAGUUGAUUUGUUCUAAAAACUGGUUAGCGGUAGAGGUGCUGCCUGGUACUUUCUGCUUCCUUAUUAGCCUACCCAGAUUCAGACUCCAGCCAUGCUUACAUUUGUUGGAAAGGUUUUUAUUCCUCUAAGGUGUUUCUUCUCUGCUAGGGACGUGACAGGGCAGGCCAGGAGGAGCAGCAGGAGCCCUUGCUGCCAGCGUGAGAAGGGGGCUCUGCAGCAUGCCCUGUGGGGGUGGUGGCAGGUUCUCAGGACAGCGUCUGUGGAGGGGGUACAUUUUGUUCUGGACAUGAAGAGAAAAGCAUCUGGUGUUCAGUCUGCUGUUAAGUUGAUCAGUGGAAAUAGGAAACCACCUUUGGGUGGAGGAACAUGGUUUGACUGGCGAGAACUGAUUUGAAUUUAUCGAAAUGAUGUGCUGGAAGCAGAAAGGCUGUAUGUGAAGCCACUAGAGUCUUGUUUCCAGGACCCGCCCUUCCAAUAUUCAGUGUUCCUGUACCCGUGUGUUCUGUCCCUUGUUUUACCAGGAAGGCCCCUCUGCCGAUGUAGCAGCUUAAACCCCGGUUUCUUCUAAGGGGUCAGUGUUCCUCAGAGCCUGGCCACUAAGCACAUACAUAGCUUCCCAUUAGGCUUUUUCAGCCUUGUUUUGAAGAGUGCACUCUUCCAUUACUGGCUUUUUUGCUAAGGGGCUUACCUGACAAAGUGCCAGCUCCUGCCAGGCUGGGUGCUGAAAGGCCUCCAUGUGCCCAACAGACCGCCCGACUGCAGCUUGUCUCCCCAACUUGAACCAGCCCCACCCUGGCUCCUCAACCAGCAGCCCUGUCUUUGUGGCCAAGGUUCCUCAGGACAGUCGGACAUUCAGUCCACCCUGUUGUUGCCCCCGGGGCCACCGCUCCGUCCAGAUAGCGGUCACACUCCCGUCAGGACUGGUGGGAGCAACUGCUUAAAGUCAGAAUAUGCUCUCCUGUGUCCAAACCCCAACAGCAGUUUUCCACUUUGGCUUCUGGAUAUGUGACACUCAUGGUCUCCUUUGAAACUUCUGUCUGUAGCUAGACACGUGUGAUGGAGUGGGAGAGGGGCCUGGGUGUGGUCGAGCUGUUUGCACACCACUUUGCUUAUCUUACAACAUAGCAACAGCAACAAACCAGCCAUUGUCUCAGAACACCACAGGCCACAAAUAACAGCCGUGUCACCGGCCAUACCCACCCCAGAGAAGCAGGUCAGUGCCAUGACAGUCAUGCCCAGGACUCCCUACACUGCUCACUGUGGACUUCUUGGCACUCAGAGUGGUGGGGCUGGCUACCUGCACUCCUCUGCUGUUCCCGCACCCUGACAGGUGGCUCCCAGACACAGAUGAUGGUGACCGCGACCCAUGGCGGUGAGGCAGGUGGGGAGUCUCUCAAGGAGAGAGAUCUUGGCAGAUUAAGAAUUUUCUUUCUUGACCCUCCUUUGGAACAGAAUGUAAAGAAAAAACAGGUAAGAUUUAAAUAAGAACUGCCUAAAAUUUCUAAAGGAAAGACAGGCGUGACAGUUUUCUUCACCUUUCUCAAACAUAAGUUGACACCGUCAGGCCUCUCAGCCACCUCAAUCCACACUGACCCCCGGGGCAGCUUGAAAUGCCUCAUUUUCCUCCCAUCGUUCUGGGCCCAGCCCUGCAAUUCUCUUCUUCCCUGCCAUGGAUGGUGGCUUUGGAGAAUUUUCAGAAAAAUCAAUCCAAAUUGUAUUUGGUUUUCAUUACCUUGUAAGAAUCAUGUGGACACAACAUACCACUUCAAAAAUAAGUUCUCGGGUUCUGUUAUUACAUUAUAAGAAUUUUAAAGAUCAAAGGGCUGUUUUAAAUGCUACUUGAAUGUUCCCCCCCCAGUAUUCAAAUCUUUGACUAUUUUUCUUCCACUCAGCUGCAUUUUUACAGGACCAGAAUGCAUAGUUUUACUUGCCUGCCCUUUCUGUCUUGGCUCCACCCUGGUCUGUUCCUGUGGACAUCUAGAGAAAAAGAAUUAUCCAGUCCUGUCCACUGCCCAGUGUCUUCCAGGUGGAGAGGAAUGCACCCCCUUGGACUAGCUGCUUCAACAUGGACUGGUGGCCUGGUAUGUGGAGGGUUUGCUCUGGGUUUGCUUCCUGGUAAUAGGAACAUCAUUUAAAAUGCUGCAUCAUCGUGAAUGAAACCUGAGAGAGUUUCCCUUGGGAAGCUUCCCUCCUUGAACAAUGUCCAGAAAUCAUUUCAGUGGAAUGAUCAUGUUUAAUAGAGCACCAGAACACUGGAGAGGUGGCCACCAGCCCCUGUGGGUGACCCGACCGAACACUAGUUCUUGCCUCAGUCUGAGAGUGAAGUCAGGAAGCUGCAGAGGAAGGAAAAGGCUGUGUUUCUUCUAGCAGGCAGCUCUCCCUCUGAACAGGGAAGCUGGCGGCUAUGUGCAUGCCCAACCUGAGCAUGACUCUGGCCUCAGCCAGAAGCCUGUAGUGGAAGAUGUCUUGGAAAACGCAGUGCAGGUCUAGCUGGGCACAGCGCCCGGCUCUGAGAAUAGUUUAGAUAAGGCAUUUUGGGGCUUGCCUUCCCAGGGGGGCCUGGGAGAGGACCCCUUCCCUCAAGUCCAGCAGGACUGAGGCAGGCAGCAGGAGCAAGACCCUGGGUGGGACAGCACCAUGGAAUAAGACAGAGGAUAGGGUGGGACUUAACCAUCCACCUCUGCUGGCCUCCCUUCUGCUAUUCCUCCAGGAGGCAGGGACAUGCUGGGAGAAAGAAACCUGACUCACUGGCAGCACUGGUCUCAUUUCCAGUUUGCAGCCAUUGAAUCCUAAUGUUCUAGACAGUUUCAGGAAAGAGCCUUUGGAGCAAGGGCUAGGCUGGCCCACUUGGCUCAUCAGGGGCCUUCUCAGACAAUGACUGCCUCAGCGCUGGGUGGCCAGGCUCCCAGGCUUGUAGACAGGGACAUCCUUGUCCUGGAGUGCUGGCUGGCCCUUAAUGAUGUCAGCUGUCUUCUCUGCGAUCAUGAUUGUGGGGGCAUUGAGGUUGCCGCUGACCACACUGGGCAUGAUGGAGGCAUCGACCACCCUGAGGUUUUGCACCCCAAGCACCCUAGUCUGCGGGUCCACCACAGCCAUGGGGUCGGAGGGCUGGCCCAUCUUGCAGGUGCACGAGGGGUGGUAGGCACUGUCUGCUUUUGCCCUCACGAAGGCGUCGAUCUCUUUAUCGGAUUGCACCUGGCUUCCUGGCUGGAGUUCUUUACCCCGGAAUGGGGCCAGGGCUUUCUGUGCAAAAAUUUCUCUGGUCAGCUUCACACACUGACGGAAGUCCUCAAUAUCAUUUUCUGUGGAGAAGAAACAGGUGAGAUGACUCCUCUGAUCAUGCUGGCUUUACAGGAAGAUUCUCGGCAUAGAGAGGUUUAGUUAGCCCCCUGAGGGGACAGUUUGAGAAAUGGAGGUCUGAACCACCGGGUUAACUUGUCACCUACCAAUAGGGAACUCUGCAACCAAGCAGAAUCCCAGGAUGGACAAAGUCUGCCCUGGGUUUAAAUCCAGAGUUCAGAUUUGCGUAAAAAAGCAUGGCUGUGAGCACCUCCUGAGACGUUACUGGGCAAUACCUGCCAGAUGGGCAGUGCUCAUUUUUGCUGCAUGCAAAGAGGUAAUAGCCGGAAAAAUGCUAUGUGAACCAUAUUUGUAGUUGGCUCCCCUUGCACUUCCUGGUAUGGUAGAUUGAUCUGAAAGUUGCAAACUGACCCAGGGCACUAGGAAGCAUGUCCAAAUUUACAGCCUAGAAUGAUGGGGUGGAGCAAGGGAAGAGGGUGAUGUGUCUUCAGAAAAUGUGAUCUGGAGAAAGGUUCAGGGACAGAUAGGAGCCCCAUAAAGGCACACAUUCAGUGAAUGAUCCCACAAACCCAGGCCUUGGGGAGACAAAAGUGGGUGAAUUACCUGUUGACAAGUAGUUGGGUUGGAUCACGGGGUGGUCCUGAGGGUUGGCACUUCUCAGUUUGAGCCAGCCCACACUCGUGCCCCGCAUGGUCCCCACAUGCACCUAGAAGAACCCAGAGGAAGCAGUGACCUCCGUCAACCCCUGGACUAAGUAGCUUAGGCCCCGAGUUUCCUGUUGACCUAGAAUACCUGCCCUGAGCUGGGUGCCUGCUUCUCCUUUCCAUGCUC